Molecule: messenger RNA, 2957 nt
Organism: Puntigrus tetrazona (Sumatra barb)
Lineage: Eukaryota; Metazoa; Chordata; Actinopteri; Cypriniformes; Cyprinidae
Gene: mep1ba
Product: meprin A subunit beta a
Exons: 27
Coding region: 129-2624 (831 amino acids)
Biological process (GO): proteolysis
Cellular component (GO): membrane
Molecular function (GO): protein binding; metalloendopeptidase activity; zinc ion binding
Source: RefSeq, a predicted model, not a curated record
GUCACAUAUUCUGCAGAUGCUCUGUAUGAUUGUCUGACCUUCUUGCAAGAAUAAACCCCGCAUUUUAUUGCCUCACAAUAAGAGUUGGAAACAUUUUUCCAUAACAAGGAGACCGGAGUGAAGUUCUCAUGGCGUCUCUCCAUAUAUUGCUGACUCUGUGUGUAUGCGCCACAGCUCUGUGUUUGCCAAGAUCUUCACUCACAGAGGUUGAUGAGGACGAUGGAAAAGACCAGGAUAUUUUUGAUAUAAAUGAAGCGGCAGGACUUGAUCUGGAGGAAGGAGACAUUCUGGUGAAUGAGCCAACAUCUUUACUCACAGACAAUACAGAUGUUGAUGAGGAUGAUGGAAAAGACCAGGAUAUAUUUGAUAUCAAUGAAGCGGCAGGACUUGACCUGGAGGAAGGAGACAUUCUGAUAGAGGAGCCAACAUCUUCACUCACAGAGAUUGAUGAGGGUAAUGGCAAAGACCAGGAUAUAUUUGAUAUAAAUGAAGCGGCAGGACUUGAUUUGGAGGAAGGAGACAUUCUGGUGAAUGAGCCAACAUCUUCACUCACAGGCGAUACAGAUAUUGAGGAGGAUGAUGGAAAAGACCAGGAUAUAUUUGAUAUAAAUCAAGCGGCAGGACUUGACCUGGUGGAAGGAGACAUUCUGAUGAAUGAGCCAACAUCUUCACUCACAGGCAAUACAGAGAUUGAUGUUGAUAAUGGAAAAGACCAAGAUAUAUUUGAUAUCAAUGAAGCGGCAGGACUUGAUCUGGUGGAAGGAGACAUUCUGAUAGAGGAGGGAGAAGGCAGAAACACUAUUCUGGGUGAAGAGUAUCGCUGGCCGACGACUGUACCGUACGUCCUAGACAGCAGCCUCGAAAUCAAUGCCAAAGGUGUGAUACUGAAAGCAUUUGAACAGUACAGACUCAAGACCUGUAUUGACUUCAAAGCUUGGGAUGGAGAGCCAAACUACAUUUUCGCAUUUAAAGGCAGUGGAUGUUACUCAAAGGUGGGGAAUCGCCAAAUGGGGAAACAAGAGCUUUCAAUUGGUGCAAACUGCGAUCGUUUAGGAACAGUGGAGCAUGAGUUUCUGCAUGCGCUGGGUUUCUGGCACGAGCAGUCCAGAUCUGACAGAGACGACUACGUUACCAUCGUGUGGGACCAGAUUCAAGAGGGUAAAGAGCACAACUUUAAUUCAUAUGAUGAAACAGUGUCAAGCUCUCUCGGCGUGCCUUAUGAUUACGGUUCAGUCAUGCACUACAGUAAGACAUCCUUCAGCAAAGCCAACAAGCCAACCAUUGUUACCAAAAUACCAGAAUUCUUGGAUGUGAUUGGUCAACGCUUGGAGUUUAGUGACAGUGACCUGCUCAAACUGAACCGGCUAUACAAUUGUACUACAGCCUCAACUUUUCUGGACACUUGCCACUUUGAGGAGCCAAAUAUCUGUGGUAUGAUCCAGGGUGAUGGUGGAAAUGCCAAGUGGGCUCGUGUCCAAACAGUUGAGGGUGGUCCACAGACGGACUACACCAACCUGGGUCAAUGUCAAGGGGUUGGGUUCUUCAUGCAUUUCAGCACAGCCACAGGAACCCAGGGUGACACUGCUUACCUGGAAAGUCGUCUCUUUUACCCUAAAAGACACUCCCAAUGCCUGCAGUUCUAUCACUACAACAGUGGGGGGGUUGAUGACCAGCUGAACAUCUGGGUUCGUGAAUACACUGCUGAAAACCCCACUGGAGCCCUGAGACUCAUUCAGAAGAUCAGUGGUGGACUUCAAGGCUCCUGGGAAAUAUACCAUGUUACACUAGAUGUCUCUGAUAAAUUCAGAGUUGUGUUUGAAGGAGUUAAAGGAAGAGACACAUCAAAGGGUGGUCUGUCUCUGGACGACAUCAACCUCUCAGAGACCCAGUGUCCUCAAUACACUUGGCGCAUUCGUGAUUUUACCAGUCUUCUCGCUACGACCCCUGCCGGUUCCAAAACCUACAGCCCGCGCUUCCUUUCCCCAGAUGGUUACUCGUUUCAGAUUGGUUUGUACAUUAAUGGCUUGAAGGAUAGUCCAGAUAAAAUGGCAAUCUACCUCCACCUGACCUCUGGACCCAAUGAUGACAACCUCCAAUGGCCGUGUCCAUGGCGUCAGGCAUCCAUGGAGCUGAUGGACCAGAAUCCAGACAUCCAACACCGCAUGAACAACAUUAGGAUGAUCACUACAGAUCCAGCCAAGACCUCCACUGACUCCAUGGGUAAUGUCGAGUAUUUCUGGGACGACCCACGAAAAGUAGGCAGUCUAGUCACUGACACAGAUGGCAGUAAAUUCUACCGGGGCCCCGGUUCUGGUACCAGCAGUUACAUCACACAUGAUCGUCUGAAGAGUCGAAGCUUCAUUAAAGGAGAUGAUGCCAUCUUCCUCCUAUCUCUUGAAGAUGUGACUGGACUUUUGGAGACUCAGAGGAGGAGACCAGAAAUCAGAGACUUGCGAUUAGAGAUUGAUGACACCAUUGGAAGCUCUACAGCAACAGUGGCAAUAAGUGUUUUUUUGGCAGCUACCGUAUUCCUGGGUCUUUCUGUGGCCGCAAUGUUCUACAUGCGGAGGAGACGACUGAUGGAAAGAAACCGAGAGAUUGAACCAGAGAGGACGGAUGGUUAAACUCAAAUGUCCAUUUAAAAGGACAGUGGACUAGAAGAUUUCCAUGACGUCACAGGAUAUAUAAUGAAGCCCUUAAAUGGAGAAUUUUUUUCCAGAAUUUGUCAGAUUGAGUCUUCAUUGCUGAAUCAUCACACGUCUUUCUCUGGUCCCAAAAUGAACUAACGAAAAAGAAAAAUUAUACAGCUGAUAAAAACUGCUGUACUGUUGUCAAGAAACUACUAUUACUAGAUGACUAGUACAUUUUCUUUUUCUUCAUUUGUAAGUAGCUUUGGAUAGAAGUAUGGCUAAAUGAUUAAAUGUAAAAAAAUAAAUAAAUGCACUUAAAGUACUUAA